Molecule: messenger RNA, 5502 nt
Organism: Plasmodium reichenowi
Lineage: Eukaryota; Apicomplexa; Aconoidasida; Haemosporida; Plasmodiidae
Product: microtubule and actin binding protein, putative
Exons: 5
Coding region: 1-5502 (1833 amino acids)
Source: RefSeq, a predicted model, not a curated record
AUGGGAUUUCAUAACGUUAAAAAUAUUUCAGAUAUUAAGGAAUUAAAGAUAUUGCAAAACGAUGAAAGAAAUGUAAAUAAUUUCCCACAAAUAUGUAAUGAUAAUAUAACACUGUGUGUAAAUAAUUCAAAUGAACUUUAUUUAUAUAAUAAGUCCAUUACCAUUUGUGAUAAUAAUAAUAAUAAUAAUAUAUUACAUAAUUAUAAAAAUGAAAUAGUAAAUUUAAUAAACAAUAAUAACAACAAUACUUAUCAAGACGUAUCAGAUAAAUGUGUACUCCAUAUGGAUUGUGACGACUUAUAUGUAUCUCCUAAUAAUAAUGUGGAAAAAAAUAUAUAUCAAGAGGAUAUUCAUAUGAAGCAUGAAAAUAAUAAUUUAUCAUUGAACUGUAUAAAUAAUACACAUCUUAAUGAAAAAUCAAUAUUAGAAACACAAGAAAUAAUAGAAAAAAAAGUUAGACAAGAUAUUAUACAUACAAAUGAUGAAAAUGUAAUGUUAGAAAUACAAGAUGAUCAGGAAAACAAAUUAAUACGAAAUGUCGAAAAACAUAUGGAUCAACCCAUUUUUUCAGGAUCAUCAAGGUCCUAUUCGUUAGAUAAAGAAAAAUAUUUAUAUCGUUCAAAUGAUAUGAGUGAUACUAAUUAUGUAUGUCAAGAUGAAAUACAUAGCAUAAUUUCUCCAGACGAAGAAAAAAAAAAUAGUCUCCAGAGUUUAUCAAACCAAAAUUUAGAAAUCGCAUAUGAAUUAACUUCAAAUGGUGACCAUGAAUAUAUAAUAGAAAAUAAUGAGGAAAAUAAUGAGGAAAAUAAUAAUGAGAAUAAUAAGGAAAAUAAUAAUGAUAAUAAUAAUGAUAAUUAUAGUUAUUAUAAUAGUUAUAAUAAUAGUUAUAAUAAUAGUCAUAAUAAUAGUCAUAAUAAUAGUCAUAAUAAUAGUCAUAAUAAUAGUCAUAAUAAUAGUCCUAAUAAUAGUCCUAAUAAUAGCUGUAAUAUUAGUUGUUAUAAUAGUGAUGAUAAUAAUGAUGAUGAUAAUGAUGAUGAUAAUGAUGAUGAUAAUGAUGAUGAUAAGGAAAUUAAGAAUAUUUUAAAUGUAUUAAAUAAUUUAAGAAAUUAUAAAUUUCAUGAUACAGAUAAUUUAGACAAUGAUGAGAAUUAUGAAUCCUUUGAUAAUCAUCCUGAUGAUUAUAAAACAUCAAAUAAAGAUAUGGAUGAAAACGAUAAACUUAAUACAAACGAAACGAAUAAUAUGUAUCAUGACCAAAAUAUCCCUUUCCUAAAAAACGAAUAUACAUAUAAUAAUGUUCUGUCUAAGGAAGAUAAAGAAAAUAUCGAUUUACAAAACAUAAAAGAUAAAUAUGAAAAGUUUACCCUCAAUCUUUAUAACCAAAUAGAUGAUGAUAAUAAUAAUAAUAAUAAUAAUAAUAAGUUUAAUAAAAUAAAUUUUAAUGAAACCAAUAAUAAAAAUGAUAUGUGUCAAGAAAAGGAGAAAAGCCAACUUCAUUAUGAAACAUCACAAGAAGAAAAAAAAAAUAUUUCCAAUGAAAUAAUAAAUUAUAAUAACUGCACAAAUCAACAGGUCCACGGAAAAAAAAAAGAUUUAAUAAAUACACAUAUAUAUUCUUCAACAAAUAAUAAUAAUCAUAUAUAUAAUUCUGAACAAGAAUUAAUAAUUUGUAAAAAUAAUAUAAAUUAUGUAAAAAAUAACGAGGUAAUUAUAAUGGAUGAUAAAAACAAUUUUCAUAUAAAUAAUAAUAAUAAUACAAAUGAUCACUUUUAUAUUUAUAAACAAACACAAAAUAAUUAUAAUGAUAUUAAUCAAGAAAAAAUCAAACAAUCCAAUAUUUGUAAUGAAGAACAAAAUAAAGUAAAAGGUCAUUUUAAUAAUAUAAAAGAAGACGAACUAGCCAUAUCUUCCAAUAAUUCGUCUAAAAAUUCUGAACAAGUCAGGAAAAAAAAAUUAUUAAAAGAAAAUAUGAACAAUUUAAAUAAUGUUAAUAAAAAUGACGAGACAAAUAUGAUAUAUAAUAAUAAAGAAACUAUACUGGAUAAAGAAAAUGUAUAUAUUAAUACAUAUAAUAAUAAUGAUAUAUAUAGUAAUAGUAAUAAUAAUAAUAAUAAUAAUAUAUAUAGUAAUAAUAAUAAUUGUAAUAAUUAUGACGUGUGUGGAAACGAUGUUGGAUUUGCAAAAUCAAAUAUCAUGAAUGUCAAUUUAGAGAAUUAUAAUAUAAUUGACAGCACUAAAUAUAUUUUUCAGGAGAAUACUAAAGACAUAUCUAAUGAUAUAAAGACAGAAAUGAAAAACAUAAACUUGGAGAAUGAAGAAAAAUUUGAAUUUGAUUCAUAUCUAAAUAAAUUAAAUAAUUUGAAAAGUAUGCUUCAUCAAGAUGAGAGCGAUAGCGAAAAUUAUGUUGAUGAAAAUGGCGAUAAAAAUUCGGAAGAACAAAAUUAUAUUACAGAUGAAGAAGGAAAGAAAAGUGUUGUAGAUUAUGAUAAAGAAUUAAGUACGGAUGUUGAUGUGGAAGAUGAAAGUAACAAUCAAAAUAUAUCUAAUGAGAAAAAGAACAAAGAAAAAAAAAUAAAAAAUAAUAAAAAUAAAAAUAAAAAUGAUGAUGAUGAUGAUGAUGAUGAUGAUAAUGAUGAUGAUGAUAAUGAUCAUAAUGAUGAUUAUGUUCAUUAUGAUGAUAACAAUAAUAACAAUAUGCUGGUUCAAUAUACCCACAAUCAUCACGAUACAUCCAGCCAAGAAAACAUUCAACAUACAAAUUAUAAACAUAAUAAUUAUAAUGUAUUAGAAAAUUUCACUACCGUUAAACAACCAAGCGAUAAUAAUCAUAAUAAAAAUAAUUAUCGAGAUAAUAAUAAUCAUAAUAAUAAUUAUUAUUACUAUCAACAUAAUAACAACCUUUCACACAUUACAGUGUUAGAAAAAAGAAAUAAAGCUCUAAACAAACAAGUGAAAUAUUUAGAAAACAAAAUUUCGGUACAGAAGAAAAAAGAAAUGAGCUUCUGUAAAAAUAAAGAGAAAUACAAAAAGAAAAAGAUAUCCCUAAUUAAUGAAUAUGAAAAAAAACUAGACAACAUAAUUAUAGAUUUUAAUAAACUUAAAGACAAUUGUAUAACGAAAGAAAAGAAGCUAGCUAAAAUGGAAGAUAUAACAAAAUAUAUAAAUGAACAAUUCUCAUUAAGCAAAAUACAAUUUGAAAAUAAAAUGAAUGAAUAUGUAAUAUUUUUAAAAAAGAAAGAUUCAGAAAUAUAUAUGUUAAAAGAAUUAAUAAAAGAAAAAGAAAAAACCAUAUUAUGUAAUGAUAAUAUAUUGAAACAAUAUAAAAAAGAUGUAGACGAUAUAUUAAAAGAGAAUAUAGAAAAGAUUGAUGAUAUAAAAAAAAAACUAAAAACACAAGAAGAAAUAAUAUCUCAAAAAGAUAGACAAAUAGAAACCUUAGAAAAUAAUUUAAAAAUAGGAAAAGAGAAAAUUAAUAAAUUUGAUAACGAAAUCCAAAAAUUACAAUAUAAAAUAAAUAUACAUAUAGAAAAAGAAACAGAAAUAAAAAAAACAAAUGAUAUCGAAAAAGAAAAAAAUACCAAAUUAACUAAUAAGUUCGAUAUUAUAAAUAAAGAAAAUAAUAAUUUACAUAACAAAAUAGAAACGUUAUUAAAAAAUGAAAAAGAAAUAAGUACAGAGAAUGUUAAAUUAAUAGAAACAAAUAAAACAUUAUCUAUCGAAAAUGAAAAGUUAUCAAAUGAUUUAAAAAAUACAUUAAAUGAAAAAGAAAAAAUACAAGAUAAUUAUAAUAAAAUGAAUAAAGAACAUAUAAAAAUAAUAGAAGAACUUCAAUCGUAUAAGGAAAUAAAAGAGAAACACAUGAAGGAAAUAACACAAAUCAAAGAACAAAUACAUAAUUUAGAUAAACAUAUUGCUCAAAUACAAAUAGAAAAAAACAAUUUUGAAGAAUGUUAUUUAAAAGAAAAAAAUGAAAAUGAAAAAAUGUCAAACAUAUUACAAGAAAAAUAUAAAGAAUUAUCAACUUAUGAAAUAGAUAAAAAUAUAAAUAAAAUAAAAAUCGAAGAUCUAGAAAAAGAUAAAGAAAAUAUACUUUUAACAAAAAAUAAGGAAAUUAAUAAUUUAAAAGAAGAAUAUAAAAUUGUACAACAACAUUUAGAAGAUAUAAAUGUAUUAUAUGAAAAACAAAAGCUAGCUAUAGAUACUAUAACUAAAGAAAAAAAUAAUAUUAUUAAUGAAUGUGAUAAAAUCAAAAAUAAAAAUAAAAAACUUAAUAACAAAUUAAAAGAAAAUCAAAUCAAUUAUGAACACACAUUAAAUAAUAUAAAAAAAGAAAAUCAACAAAUUAUAGAAAGAGAAAAAAAAAACUUUACACAAAAAGUAGAAUCCUUAGAACAUGCAUUCAAACAAUCUUAUAAUCAAUUAAAAGAUCAAAAUGAAAAUCUACAACAACAAAUCAAAGAAUUAAAAAAUGUAAAUCAAGAUAUUAAAAUCAAUUCGAAAAAUCUUAAAAAUGUAAAUGAAAUAUUAAUUAAAGAAACAAAAAAUUAUUCAGAAGAAAAAGAAAAAUUUAUUAAAGGAUUAAAAAAUAUUAAACAAGCAUAUAUCAAAUUAAAAAAUGAAAAUCAACAAUUAAAAAUAAAUGCAUUUGAAUAUAUAAAAAAAGACGUACAAGAAAAUUAUGUAACUCUCAAUGUACACAAUAAUAUAUUAAAUGAACAAAAAAAAUUAUAUGUACAAAUAGAUAUACUCAAAUCUCAAGUAGAUCAGAAACAAAAUAUUAUAAAUAAUAUGAAAGAACAAAUUGAAGAUGUUAAUCAUAAAAUCGCAUCUAUAAAUAAAGAAAAGGAAGAACUAAACACAACCAUAAAAAUCAAAAAUAAAAUCACAGAAGAUGUGAAUCUAAGCGUCCAGAAAUUGAAGAGUGAACUAAACUCUAAAGAUGAUGAAGUAAAAAAAAGGACAAUCGAAAUUAAACAAAAAGAAAGAGAAUAUAAAAAGUUAUUAGAUGAUUACAAAAUAGAAAAAAAAAAUCUCGUAACAAAAUAUGAAAAGGAAUUAGAUUCUUAUAUGACUAAAUAUGAAUUUGCCCAUGCAAAAUAUAAACAAUAUGAAGAAGAGAUUAAGGAUUUAAAAAAUAAGUUAAAACUUAAAGAUGAAGUAAUUGAAUAUACGCACAAGGAAAUUGAAAAUAUAAAAGAAUCCUUCUGUAACGAAUAUGAGAAUAAAAUUAAAACACUUGUCGAGGAGAAAGACAAGGAAAUUAACACUGUAAAUAAAAAAUGUAAAGAAUUACGUCAAGACAAUACGACGAAUAAAAACGAAAUCGUCAAAUUAAAUAAAAUGCUAGAGGAAACUAAUAAGAAGAUUAAGAAACGAGAUAUGGAAAUGUACAUUUUAUUAGAAGAAAAUAAAAAACAAAAAGAAAAAGCAGCAAAAAAAAUGACAAAAGUCAAUGCAUUGUUAAACAAUCUUCAUAAAGAAUAUACUGAUAAUAUACCAUAA